GCGGAAAAUAAAGUUCUUCUUCCAUGUCAGGAUGUUAUUAAUACACCAAUUACCAUCUUACAUACUCAAAGUGAUUAUAAAAAAGCUCAUGAAGAAAACAGUAGGUGAUUUAUUCCAACUACUUGGGUAGAAGCUUUCAUGUAAUAUUCGAAUUCUCAUGAUAUCUGAAGUAGUUGCAAGGUACUGAUGGGAGGAAUGUUGGGCAACAUUCCUCCCAUCAGCAGCAGCAUAAAGGAGUUGAACAGAGCAUAAUCUUCAACUGGAAGAACAAAGCAUAUAUGCAUAAGAGGACUGUUGAGUAAGUGACGGGGCAAGAUACUCUGCUUCAGUUGAUUUUCUGGAGGCGCGAAUCUCAUGCCAAGAAUAUGCCAAGAACAGUAAUAUUUAAAUGAUCAACACGAAACAAGUUUCAUAAAAACAGGAUUAACGUCUAUGCAUUUGCAGAGAAGACACAAAUGGCUUCCAAACAAUAUGAGAUAAUGAUGUUCCCAUGGUUGGCAUUUGGCCACAUCCUGCCAUUUUUCGAAUUGGCCAAGAGAUUGGCUUCCAAGGGGAUCCAUAUUUCCUUCAUCUCUACUCCCAGAAAUAUACAGAGACUGCCUCCAAUUCCCGAUUACUUAAUUGAAAACAUAAACCUUGUCCAGAUCCCACUGACAUCAGUCGAUGGUCUGCCGGAGAAUUCCGAGGCUACUAUAGACUUGCAAUUGGAGUGCACUGAGUAUCUCAGGAAGGCCUGCGACGGGUUACACGAGGCACUAGAGCAGCUCUUGUGCGAGAUUUCGCCGGACUUAAUCCUAUUUGAUUUUGUUCAGUGCUGGAUCCCAAAAAUCGCCGCCAAAUUCCGCGUGCCUUCCGGAUAUUUUAGUGCAUCAGAGCUCGAGUCAUUUGGCCGGAGAAAGAAGCCGGAAGAUUUUGCAGCAACUCCAGACUGGUUUCCUUUAACUUCAUUGGUGUCUCGAGGUCCUCACCAGGCACAAAAGAUGUUCAGGAACUUAUACUUUCCUGAUAAAUCCAGCCUGUCAGGCGGCCAAAGGUGGGCAGCGACUCUACAUGGUUGUGAAUUUGUUGCUGUGAGAAGCUGCUCGGAGCUUGAAGGUGAAUAUCUAAACCUCAUUAGAGGACUCUACCAGAAACCAGUAGUGUCAGUAGGUUUAUUGCCACCAAUACCCAAGCACAAAAUAUCUGAUCAGGCAACUAGCUCAAAUUGGUCACAUAUCUCCAAAUGGUUGGACAAACAAGCUAGAAAGUCCGUCGUGUUUGUGGGAUUUGGAACAGAAUACAAAAUGCCUCCGGAGGAAAUCCGCGAGUUGGCAUACGGGCUCGAGCUCUCCGAGAUGCCUUUCUUCUGGAUCCUCAGGAUGCCCGGUGGACUAGAGUUUGAUAGCUCUGAACUGCUUCCUGAUGGGUUCCUGGUGAGAACUUCCAAGCGGAGUAUGGUUUCGAUAGGGUGGGUGCCACAAUUGGCAAUUCUUGGUCAUCCUGCUAUCGGAGGGUGUCUGUACCAUUCUGGGUGGAGUUCUAUCAUCGAGUCACUUGGAUUUGGUCAUCCACAGAUUUUGAUGCCCAUGGUAGAUGACCAGGGCCUUAACGCGAAGCUGUUAGUGGAAAAAGGGGUCGGGUUUGAGGUACCCAGAAAUGAAGAUGGAUCAUUUCACAGAGAUGCAGUUGCCAAGUCCAUCAGACUUGUGAUGCUGGAAGAUCAGGGAGAAGGAUUGAGAGUGAAGGCAGCUCAUACACAGAAAAUUUUCGCCGACCAGGAUCUUCACGACAGUUACAUCAACAAUUUUGUAGAGUUCCUGUACAGCCGCAGAAAAGUACCAUCACAUACCCACGAUAGGUAAAAAGUUGUCGUAUCUUGGCAGAGAGGCAUUACUGUCUGCAUUAUCAUUGAGGAAUGAAGAGUUCUAGUUCAUGUAAUUAGGAGCAUGCCAUUUUCAGUUAUUAGGUGUGUGUGGUA
Molecule: messenger RNA, 1957 nt
Organism: Rhodamnia argentea
Lineage: Eukaryota; Viridiplantae; Streptophyta; Magnoliopsida; Myrtales; Myrtaceae
Product: putative UDP-rhamnose:rhamnosyltransferase 1
Exons: 2
Coding region: 456-1841 (461 amino acids)
Molecular function (GO): UDP-glycosyltransferase activity
Source: RefSeq, a predicted model, not a curated record